CAGUACGUCUGGAAAAGUUGCACGAAUGUGCUGGAUUACAAAUCCUUACAUUCACUACAUAGUGAACAUCGGCUACUACGCUUUAGUUUUCAUCUUCACGACAGGAAUCUUCAUCAUGAUCGUCACUAAAGUCGUUCAGGCCAGAAACAUAAAAGCAGUUGACGGCAAGAGAAAGACGUUCAGAAAGCAGCUGAUGAUGGUGUUGAGUUUGUUCCUGCUCUUCGGUCUGACGUGGUCUGUGGCGUUCUUCAGUUAUGGACCGAUGCUCAUUCCCUCAUAUUACAUAUUCACUGUGUUCAACUCCUUUCAGGGGUUCUUCCUCUUCCUGUAUUAUUACUGUAUUCACAAUGACGUCACGGGGCAUUUCUCUGAUGAUCCACAAAGCAUUGACGCCACUGUUUAAUUCAGCAUUAAUGCUGUGGAAACUAGUAUCAUCAAGACAGAAGACUUACUUUGUAUCAGACUUUCUUAGACCGAUCUGUCAUUGUUUAAGGGGAAACUCUCGUCAAAAUCAAGUUCAAGGACAAAAGUUACUUAUGAAUGAGAAAGGAAUGUUUAAAAUGAUGCAUGCGCAUAACAUUAUGACCCUAAAUAGGGUCAAUUUUAGUGAACUAACUAAAAAUGAAUGAUUAAAAAAUCAUUACUGUCUAAUUGUAGAAGAACAGAAUAUCGUAUGACCUGAUAUAACUUGAUUUAUUGAGUGUUAUAAUCAUAAUUUUCUCCACUGAAUGUGAUUAUGUGUGUGUCAGACUCCAACUACACAUGAAUAUCUUCAGAAUGAAAGAAAUGUCCACACACCUUUGAAUUCAUAUAGUUGCAUGAUCUUUUGAUAAAUAUUGUUAUAUGAUGCAUAAUGGGUAUAUGAAAAUACAAAAAUGCUCAACUUGUGUUUUUUGCAUUAUAGAAUGUGCUCUACUUCUACAGAAGCUGUUAUCUGUAUAAAUCUCAUUGUUCAUCAUGAUGGACUUUCUGUGGUUUCGAGAUCAUUUAUUUCACUUCAGUCAAGCUUGUAAAUAUGUGAACGCUGUUCAUUAGAUGACAAAACAACAAAGCAAGUGACAUUUAUUGGAAAGAAAGUUACUAGUUCACUGUUUCUAUGAAAAAAAAAGUUCAAUCUUGGCAUUCUCUGUUAUGAAAAUCUGAUAAAUAUUGCAAAUUAGUCAAAAUAGUACUAACAAAAGUUAUGCUGUCAUUGGUAUUCUGUUGAUAUUUUUAUUAUUAUAAAUAUUUGAUUUGGUAAACUUUACUUGAAUGUAACCAGUUACUGCAAGUCUCAGUUAAAGCCUAAAUAAAAAUGACUUAUGUUUUUAAAUGAACUGUAUAUCAC
Puntigrus tetrazona (Sumatra barb) is the source of this 1327-nucleotide messenger RNA. Its product is annotated as adhesion G-protein coupled receptor G2-like. Gene Ontology annotation, biological process: adenylate cyclase-activating G protein-coupled receptor signaling pathway; cell surface receptor signaling pathway. The transcript is spliced from 3 exons. Lineage: Eukaryota; Metazoa; Chordata; Actinopteri; Cypriniformes; Cyprinidae. Bases 26 to 403 code for a protein of 125 amino acids. Gene Ontology annotation, molecular function: G protein-coupled receptor activity. The record is from RefSeq and is a predicted model, not a curated record. Gene Ontology annotation, cellular component: membrane.